This is a messenger RNA of Spirodela intermedia, 612 nucleotides long. Lineage: Eukaryota; Viridiplantae; Streptophyta; Magnoliopsida; Alismatales; Araceae. The record is from the annotation of a GenBank genome assembly.
AUGGCUUCCUCCUCCUCCUCCUCCCCUAUCUCCCCUCUCCUUGUCUCCUCAAGAAUUGGCCGCCUCCACCUUCCCCCCCGACUGGCCCACGCCACCUUCCCCUCCAGACCCAUCACGAGAUCCCCCGGCAAAACCAAGGUUUCUGUCUCAUCAUCGACCAACAACCCCACCGCCGCCGCUGCCGCCGCCGCCCCCGCCGCGAGGGCCGCCGUUGCCGGGGAAGAAGCCGUCUUCUUCGAUGGGGGCGCGCACUACGGGGACCUACUAGCGAACCUUCUCCUGGGUUUCACCCUCCUCUGGCUUCCCCUUACCAUUGCGGCGGUCUCCAGGGCCUUCUUCCUCCGGUACCGCUUCACCAACCUUCGCGUCACCGUCGUCUCCGGGUUCACCGGCCAGGAUCGGAGCGACUUCUCCUACAAGGUCAUCAAGGACGUGCAGGUGGUGCCCAGAUUCAUCGGCGAGUGGGGGGACAUCGUCAUCACGCUCAAGGACGGCACCAAGGUGGAUCUCAGAAGCGUUCCCAAGUUCCGGGAGAUCGCCGAAUACUGCCUCUACAUGGCCGGCGAGGGAGCCAAGCCCUCCGGCGAGGGUUCCAGGGCCAAGGGCUUCUGA